UUCUCUGUCUAAAUUGUCUCUUCACUUCAUCUGCGGUCGACACCCAAAAAAGCCCGAGCAAGAAUAUUUGGUUUAUCUCUAAUACCCAUUGAUUAAUUGAAAGAUUCUGUCUUGAACCAGCCAAAUAAGAGAAGAAAAGGCGAAGUCUUUCCCAUUCUCUCUCUUCGAUCGAAUUGGGCCUUUUUCUGGAAUGUCUUUCAUGAAUACAUUCUUCAUCCCAGAAGAAGUAGAGUGGGAGAAAGAACGAUAGAAAAACAAGAAAAAAGAUCGAAUUUUUCUUUCAAUUUCUCCCCCAAUUUCCAGGUCAAGCUUGUAAAUUUGCUCCUUCAAUCUUGGUCUUAUUCAUCUGUGAUGUCUACGAGUAUAAUUAACGAUUCAAUGAUGAUUGCUGCCGGCCCGGACGGGCCCUCAGUAAACGGGCCCUUGAACACUAUUUCGGGCCAAGCCGAGGUGGAAUUCGCUACAUGUGACUGCUGCGGGCUUACGGAGGAAUGCACUCUUCCAUACAUCGAAACUAUUCGCGAAAGAUAUGGCGGGAAGUGGAUAUGCGGGCUUUGUGCGGAGGCGGUGAAGGACGAGAUCGUGAGGUGUCAGAAGCUGAUAAGCCCGGACGAGGCGGUGGCCCGGCACAUCAGCUUCUGCAGCAAGUUUCGGGCUUCCGGGCCGCCGGAGGACCCGACAGCGACCCUCAUUCGGGCCAUGGGGCGGCUCAUGAAGAAGGGGCUGGAGAGCCCGAAGUCGGUGCCGUGUAGCCCGAGUAAUAAGCUCGAGUUAGAAGGCGUUGGUGUGUUUACUCGGUCGGAGAGUUGUAUACCGAGUUUGACCCUAGUGGAUCCCUCGGUGUAUCGCGGCUUGGAUGAAGAUUGCGAAUGAAGUCGAGGGUAAUAUGGUAAAGUUGGUAUAAUUGGGAGGGAAAAAGAAAUAUUUAUUAGAGGAGAAAUUGAUCUUAGAUGUUACUUAUGGUCUUUUUAGUAGCUAUGUUUAAUUUACGCCUUAGAUAUAGUAGUUAUAUGGUUCUUUAGAAUAAUGGUAGUAAUCUUAACUUUCCAAUUCUUUGAUGUGCUACUAAUUAAAUCGUUUUAUGGUUCGUUUUUUUUAUUUA
Messenger RNA from Salvia splendens (bonfire salvia), 1102 nucleotides. RefSeq lists its product as uncharacterized. Bases 352 to 873 code for a protein of 173 amino acids. The transcript has 3 exons. NCBI's taxonomy places the organism in Eukaryota, Viridiplantae, Streptophyta, Magnoliopsida, Lamiales, Lamiaceae. The record is from RefSeq and is a predicted model, not a curated record.